Messenger RNA from Schistosoma rodhaini, 5744 nucleotides. Lineage: Eukaryota; Metazoa; Platyhelminthes; Trematoda; Strigeidida; Schistosomatidae. The record is from the annotation of a GenBank genome assembly.
CCCGUGCUUAAAAUUUACCUGAUUGCCAUGAUGUUUUUGUAAAUAAAGGUACAUUUUUUGGUAUGUAAACAUUUGAAUGUAAUUUCGGCAGGCAUAAAGUGUUGAGUUUCGAGAUCCUAACUUUAUUUGCGACACGAAAACUAUCACGUUUUGAACAACUUACAGGUUGCAUACUCUUGAGUACUAAGUAGUCAUAGUGUCUACUUAACCACAUACAAAAGAUUAACGAAAAAAUGCCAUGGUCUUUACGGAAUGUGUCAUGAAAUGCUUAGGGCCCAAUAUGCUUAUCUAUAUUUUGUAUAGAUAAAUAUGUGACAAACUUACCCAGUCUUCUUAUUUUGGAAAAAAUGGCACAAAAGCCUCAAACUUUUUCAAAGCACUCUCGAAAAAUGCUAAUUGUCAUUGAACUUUUGAAGGAAACCUACAAAUUCUACAAAAUUGGGUACUGUGUAAUUUCAAAAUUAAAUUCGCCUAUGUUCUGAAAAUUGGCAAUUUAAAGUGACGUCUAGUGUUCAGUUUCCGUCCUUAAAACUGUUCUCAGAAAAUAAAGAGUAUAUGGACCAGCUGAAUUUUUUUACAGGAUUAUGUACCUUAGAUUGUUAAACAUCUUUAACUGUUAUUGAAGCCUGUACGUUCUAUCAGAAACUUUUCGAAGAUAGAAUAACUUUAAAGACUGAAUUUUAAGGGUUCAUAAUGGGAGGUUAGUCAAUCAAAGCACCAUAGCUUCGUAUAUUUGUGUAAGAACGUAGCUUGGUUUUUUACUCGAUACAAGUACGAUGGAACUCUUCAGCUAAAAUUACAGCUAGGUACUGAUUUUGGGGUCUUUAGAAAGUCCUUGUAAAUGGUUAUAAAUAAUUCAUACUUAUGUGUUUUACUACUGGAUCCAAAGUUAUUUUCAUAAGACCAAGUAGUAUCGCUUCAUGAUAUAUAUCCUAUCAUUCGUACAGCAGUAAAGAUUUGAAUGAAGCUUGUUAUUACCAUAAUACCAAAAGUAGUAUUUCCAAUUUUCCAGUGAACAAAGUUGUUUUGAGAAAGCUUUGGGAGUUCAAAAUAUGCGUGUUUGUUUUUUCGCUACCACAAAAUCUCAUGCAUUUUCUUAAUUUUUGAAGUUUAUCUUGGAUAAUCUUUAAGUUAUUUAAAUUCUGAAAAUAGUGAGGAACGUUUUGAUGAAUGUAAAUCAAGUCUUUUAAAGAGACUAAAGCAAUAAAAUUCUGCAUGCCUAGUUAUAUUGUGCAUCUAUCUCAGUAUUAAUCACUGUAAUAGACCGAAAAAAAUCGAGGAAGAAAUGUGAAUAAUUAACAUUUAGGCAAAUACAGGAUCGUAACAGUAAAAAAGUAAUAUAAAAGUAUUUGAAUUAACUUAUACUGAAAAGAUAUGAUGACUCUUAAAAGACAAUUCCAAGUUUAAUAAUUCCACGUUGAUAUUCAAAAGACAGAUAGAAUUAAGGUAAAUUUGUUUAACUGUAAAAAUACAGCGACCGUGUUAGUUGUGACAUAAUAGAUAGUCAAAAUGGUAGUUGAGAACGGUGAAUGAGUUCAAAAGCACCUUACAUUUUGAACAAUAAUCAGUCAAAUGGCGCAUACUGGUGAAAAGAAAGCAACAAUAUAACUACGGUAAAGUGUUUUGCAAUUAGUAAUAAAUUAUCCACAUACUUAGCUAAAUUUAAACGAUUAGCGAAAUUCACUCACAAAACGAGAUUUUCUAACCCUCUCCAUACCAGCCAAAAUACAUCUAACUUUUCUAUUGGUCCUAUAAAUUUAAAGGUUGUAAUUUAAAAUCAUUCCAUUUUCAAAAGCUUUGGAAAAAGCCUUUAACUUAAUACAGUAUUUCACUCAGCACGUUUUCAGCAAACUAAAUAUAUCUAUAGCGAAAACACUUCAUACUUUUUCUUCAAACAGCUCAUCCUCUUAAAACCAUAACAUUUUGAAUAUUCCAGCUGACAAAAUAAGAUGUUUAUUAGUCGAUUUACCUGAUGCUGGAAGCUCUAGUGUCUGAAUUCUAGUGAGAAAACUUGAUCUUCUUCUAUUUACUAAGUCGUGCAUCAGCACAAUUUGAUCUUUCGUGUGUAAUAAUACGUUUUUAAAAAGACAACAAAAUAUUUCAUUGAAGAGCGAGAACAUUAAAGCAUCGCGAGACUUCAGUUUUGACACCGAGAUAAUUUAUCUCAAAAUUAAAUCCAAAUAGAUCACACUUACACUUAUUUUAGAGUAAUAGUUUGGAAAAUGAAGAACAAUUCGGAAGUUGCUGAGAUGAUAAUUUUAGCACGUGGUCGAAGAACCGAAAUCGGUGUCUCAAGAUGAUGGUAUCAGUGAUAAUUAUGAUAAUGGCUUUAUUAAAUAGCUACCUAAUCAUUGUCAUUGUCCUCGAAAACAAAUUUCUGGACCACCCCAUUACUAAUGCGGCAUCAUCACUGAAGUUGAAUUAAAACCUGAUUUUUAUUGCUGAGCAGUAUCAGAUAGUGUCAUGAAGCUUUAUUUACACGAUUUGCAAUGUAUUGAAUAUUUGAUUAAUCAAGAGCUUAUCUUUAACAUGCAUAAUCUAUUACGAUAGCGAUUUCACUUUGAGUUCUAACACAAACCGUAGAAUAAUCAGUUUGUCAGUAAUCGAUAUGUUUGAAACAUCACAAACUCAGUGAAACCUAGUUGUAAAAUGUAUGAGAAAAUUUUCGUUAGUAUACGAAGAAAUAGGUCCUUAGUGAGGAGACCCUGAUCAAAUAUGAGCACUUUUCUGCUUGAUGAUGAAGUUCCUAUCGAAGCUGUCCGUUGGUUGUAUUUCCGUCGUUCUGGUGGAGUGAGUACAUGGAAACCAUUUUGUGGAUAUGAUUCAAUACGUCUCGAAACAGCUUAUCGAGAGCGUUAUAACGGCAGCACGGACCCAAUUUACGAAAAGAUUACUGUUCGUGGAGAGAUGUUCGAAGUAGACAUGGAAAGUUUCCUAUGCAUUCCUAUAUACUGGUUUGGCAAAAAACGAUCUGUACAUAGUAGAAGAAAAACUUGGUGUUCAACCCAAGUGGUGCGAGCUGUUUGGUUUCAGAAGAUCAAUUGGUUACCUUUAGAUACAAAAUUAUCUGAAGUGAUUGAAUAUGAACAUCGUACGUAUGCUAUACCUAAAUUGAAAAAAGUUACAAGAAAAAGUCAUAAACCUGUUCAUAAAUAUCAGUCAAACAAUCACGAAAUAAAAUGGAUGCCUGAUGGUACUAUCUAUUUAGUUACUAAAAGUGCAGAGCCUUUUGGUAAAGUUAGACUACACGGGGGAUUAAGUAGUGUUCCUAUUAGCAGAGGAUUUGUUCGUCCAGCAGAAACUAGUGAUAGACCUCCACUUAUUACUCAUGUAUGCUUUGUUGUUCAUGGUAUCGGUCAACAGUUAGCUAGUAUACGUCAUGAAUGUGCCAAAAUAAGGAAAACAUGUCAAAAAGUAGCUGAAAAACUUUAUCCUAAAUUAUCUGAAUUUGGACAACGUCUUGAAUUUAUCCCAGUCAAUUGGCGUAGUUCUUUAUCAUUGAAUUCAAAAACGUUAAACAAUGUAACUAUAGCACAAUUACGACCAUUACGUGAUUAUAUUAAUCAAAGUUUUGUAGAUAUAUUAUAUUAUACAAGUCCUGUGUAUCGUAAUGAUAUAAUGCAAAGUUUAAGUUAUGAAUUAACUCGAUUAUUUAAUUUAUUUUGUUUAAAAAAUCCACAAUUUUUACAAAAAGGUGGUCAGAUCUCUGUAUUAGCACAUUCACUUGGUAGUGUUAUUAUGCAUGAUAUAUUACGUAAUACAACUGGAUUGAAAUUACCUAAUUCAAUAUUUCAUUCAUUAGGAGAUUUAAAUUGUUCACAAUCAUUACUUCAUGAAAAUGAAGAUGGAACAAUUUCUAUGAGGCCGAAAAAAGGAAGGACUCGUAACUUAACCGAAUGUUCAAAUUCAGGAUCAAAAGAGUUAGUCACUAAUACUAUCAAUAAUAGUAAUAAUAAUAAUAAUCAUUCAGAUCGCGAUCAUACUUUGAAAUAUCCAAAUGGGGGAUCAUUUUUGGAAAAUAUAUCAAAACCGAAAGAAUGGAAACCUGUACCACAGUUAGCCAAUCUAUUUUUAAUUGGUUCACCAUUAGCAUUAUUUAUAUCAGUGAAUGAUUUAUGUCCACCAACAUAUAUUAAUCCAUCAAAUAGUAAUUCAUUACAAUCAAAUCAUUCUAGUGAUGAUGAACAGGAUUCAACAAGUUAUUCCCAUUCAGGAUUACAUAGUAUUACCUCGACAACAUCAACAUCUAAACAUGCAGGUAUUGAUUUAGAUGAAACUGAUCCUGAAGCAUUAUUUUCAUAUUUUGCAUGUCGAAGAGUAUUCAAUAUAUUUCAUUCAUAUGAUCCAGUGGCAUAUCGUUUAGAACCAAUAUUAUUGAAACACUAUGCUAAUAUUAGUCCUGUUGUAAUACCGAAAGCAUCAAUUAAUCAUUUAGAAAAGUGUUUAUCUAUUAAAGAUAUUUCACUUAUUAAUAAUAAUAAUAAUAAUAAAUCAAACCAAUCAGAUUGUAAUAGUCAAACAGCAACUUUAAAAGGUUCCAAUUCAUCAUUAGCAGCAAUUGAUGAAAUUGAAUCAACACAUUCUGUGCAUACAUUGGAUUUAUCUGAUUCCGACAGUGAUUCAUCUGAUUUAUCAUUAAAUGGUGGCAGUGGUAUCAAUGGUUCUGAUAAUAAAGAACAAAAAAGGAAAUUUUUCAAACGUUUAAGUGUUGUGGAUGAAAAUUCUGUUUAUAAACAACAUCAAUCAUUAGCAAUGAAAAUAUUCAGUAAUUAUAUCACUAGACGAUCAUCUAAUGUAACUAAUUUAAAUCCAAUAUUAUGUGAAAUGAGAUCAAUGCCAAAAUCAAAUGAAAAACAAUUAAAACGUCGUAUUGAUUAUGAAUGGCAAAAAUCAUUUUCACCAUUAGCUAUAUUAGGUGCACAUAAUAGUUAUUGGAGUAGUCAUGAAGUAGCAUUUUUUAUGCUUUAUCAAAUAUUUGGUCCACCACAUUCCCUUCGUUAAACUAUAGAUAGAUAGAUAGAUGGUUAGAUGGUUAAAUGGUUAGAUGAAUAUGCAUAUCUAUACAUGGAGAGGUAAUCUUCUCAUUUUUAUUUUUUUUUACUUUUUCAUCUCAUACAUAAUGCAUUUGUUGAUUUGCCUAGAUACUUGGAAAUAUUCUAUAUAUAUAUAUUUUUUGUUUUUUUCCAUACACUGAAUUUUUUUUUCAUUUUUAAAUCACGGAAAACAUUUUCAUCUUUGCUCGUUUCCUUUUUUGUUGUUGAAAAGAAACCCCAUCCCACCCCCUCCUAAUCAAUAUUUUUUUAUUUUAUAAAAAUAUAUCAUUGAUUAAUUAAUUUAUUUUUUUAUUUUGGCAACAUAGAGAUUAUUACUCAUAUUGUAUUGUUACCAUGGUUCAUUUUCAUGAAUGAUAUGUCAAUUCGAUUGUAUGUGUGUGCGUGUAUGUCUGUUUGUUAACGUGUGUUCAGUGUUUUUUUCUUGAUUGCUUUGUUUUUUGUAUUGUUCAUUUCAUAUUUUUACCCAUCUGUUUUGACGAAUAAUUAGUUUACAGAAUGGGGGGUUAGGGGUUUUGGGGGCUUCAGUAACGUUAAGAGUUGAAUUGAUGAGUCGAUUUAAGUCAGAGUAAUAUUGAGUCUAAAAGCAUUGAAUGACCGUUUUGUCCUAAUAUGGAAUUAUUUUUUUCUAGUUAGCGUUUUUUUUAACGAGUUGGUUUUUCCAUGGGGUGGGGUCGCUAACCCCAUGCCCAA